Molecule: messenger RNA, 5943 nt
Organism: Pseudophryne corroboree (corroboree frog)
Lineage: Eukaryota; Metazoa; Chordata; Amphibia; Anura; Myobatrachidae
Product: complement C3-like
Exons: 41
Coding region: 32-5071 (1679 amino acids)
Cellular component (GO): extracellular region
Molecular function (GO): protein binding; endopeptidase inhibitor activity
Source: RefSeq, a predicted model, not a curated record
UCUCCAUCACGUAACAAACUACACUGUCUGCAUGAUAGAGCGAGGAGUCCAGUACCCUGACUGUAUGAUGGGGCGAGGAGUCCUAUUUAUCACGCUGUUCUCCCUCCUGAGCGGCCUCAAUGCACAAGAACCGUGCACCCUUAUAAUGCCUGGUUUGCUGCGUGUGGAGAGUGAGGAGACCAUCGUGUUGGAUGCUCAGUCACAAACUGUUCCGUUUGAGGCUGAAAUCAUAAUUCAGGAAUAUCCUCUGAAGUCGUUUAAUUUAGCAAGUGCCAGGGUCACCCUGAACAGCAACAACGGCUUCCUGGGAAAAGUUGAUUUAAAGAUUCCUGGGAAGGAUUUACAGAAAGACGAAAAGAAGAAGCAAUAUGUCUACGUGUCGGUACAGUCGACGGUGUGCAAGCUAGAGAAAAUUGUCAUGUUGUCGUUCCACAGCGGAUACAUCUUCAUACAGACUGACAAGACCAUCUACAACCCAGGGACUAACGUUCUUUAUCGUAUCUUCAUCACUGGGCCCUUCCUGGAGCCUGACAGGCGUACGGUGGAUGUGGAGAUCAUGAACCCUGAUGGGAUAGUGGUGAAGAAGGACCGAUUCUCUUCCAGUGACAACAGUGGGAUCAUACAAAAGGUCUUCGAGCUCCCAGAGAUCGCCAAUGACGGAAUUUGGCAGAUUGUUUGUAAAUUUCAAGUAGCUCCUCAGGAAAUUUUCCGCACAGAGUUCGAGGUCAAAGAGUAUGUUUUGCCAAGUUUUGAGGUCCUGUUGGACUGCCCGCAGAAUUCUUUCUUUGUGGAUGAUAAUGAUUUUACUGUGGACAUUACAGCAAGGUUUCUGCAUGGGAAGGAAGUGGAUGGCUCUGGAUAUGCAAUUUUUGGAGUAAUUGUUAACAAUAAGAAACAGAAUUUCCCGGAUUCUCUGACCAACAUCACGGUGACGAAGGGGAGCGGAAAGGCGACCCUACAUCGCCACAUGAUCACCAGCCGUUACCCGGACCCAACCUUUCUCCUCGGAAGUUCUCUCUAUGUCACUGUGGUCAUAUUAACAAAUGCAGGCAGCGACCUGGUGGAAGCAGAGAAGACUGACAUCCCUGUGGUUAAUACGGCAUUCAAAGUACUUUUCACCAAGUCCUCCAAAUAUUUCAAGCCUGGUCUGCCAUAUUUGGUAAAGCUUUCACUGCAGACACCUAAUGGCCUCCCAGCAUCCCGUAUUCCGGUGUGUACAGUGGACGGCGCAUGUGUAACAACCAGCACAGACGGAAGUGCUGAAUUCAUCAUGAACGCUGGCUCGAAUGACCAGGAGAUGAAAGUUCUGGUGAGAACAAAUGCUGCAGGUGUUCCUGAGCGUAGACAGACCACAGGCUCACUGACGGUGAUGGCUUACAGGCCACAAGGGGGGUCAGGGAACUUCCUGCAUAUUGGUGUACAGUCAACGCAGGUGAAAGAGAGUGACACUAUAAGCGUGCAGUUCCACAUAAAGAACAAGGAUGUCAUCGUCCAGAGAAGCAUCAAGCACAUCACCUACAUGGUCCUGAGUAGAGGUCGGGUUCUAGAAAUGGACCGUCAAGCAAGAGAUCCUGAGCACUCCAUUACGGUCUUGUCACUGGUGGUCACAAAGAAGUACAUCCCGUCCUUCCGCAUUCUGGCGUAUUAUAUGGUGCCUGGUACCAAGGAGAUUGUCUCAGACUCUGUCUGGAUUGAUACGGAGACUUCUUGCAUAAGGAAGCUCGAACUGUCUCAAGACACCAGAAAUCCAGUUUUGGACCCUGAACCUGGAACGUCUUUGAAUCUGAAGCUCACAGGAGAACCUGGAGCCAAUGUUGGGCUGGUGGCUGUGGACAAGGCUGUCUUUGUCCUGAACAAAAAGUAUCGGAUGUCACAAGACAAGAUUUGGAAGGAGGUGGAACGGGGUGAUCUAGGCUGCACACCCGGUGGUGGAGUGGACAAUGCAGGGGUGUUUACGGAUGCUGGGCUCUCUGUGCAGUCCACCACAGGUCUUAAAAAUCCAGAAAGACAAGAGCUGCGUUGUGAAGAGCCUAAGAGAAGGAAGCGCUCAGGGAUAAUAACCAAACAAAAAACUGAAAAAGCACGUCAAUAUGAAGAUGAACGUCUGCGGCGGUGCUGUGAGGAUGGCAUGCAGGAGAACCCGAUGGGGUAUACAUGCGACAAGAGGAAGGAGUACGUCCUGGAGGCCGGAGAAUGUGUGCGAGUGUUUCUGGAGUGCUGCAAAUUUAUCUUUGAGCCAAAGCCAAUCAGGAGACGGCCUGGUAAAUUCCUUCCAGAGUCCUCCAUCUUUCGUCCCGGUUCAACCGUCAUUGGCACUGGUACCUCAGAGAGCGGGGGCCCUGAUGGUGAUUAUGAAUCUAUGGAUUUUCAGUCACGCAGUACUUUUUCUGAGAGCUGGCUGUGGAGGGUUGAAACGCUUCCUAUGAAUACAGACCGUAACGGGGAUUCAUCAAAGCUCAUUAAUGCACACUUACCAGAUUCAAUCACCACCUGGGAAUUUUUGGCGAUCAGCAUUUCUGCAAAUUCAGGCAUUUGUGUUGCUAAACCCUACGAACUGCUGGUCAAAAAACUUUUCUUCAUUGAUCUGCGGCUUCCAUAUUCUGUGGUCCGUAAUGAGCAGGUGGAGAUCCGAGCCGUCCUGUACAGUUACGUCAAAUUUGAAAUCGAGGUUCGGGUAGAUCUGAUUUUCAACAACAAGAUGUGCAGUUCGUCUACAGCAGAAGCCAACUUCCGCCAGGAAGUGAUCAUCGGACCCUACGGUACUCUCGUUCUUCCAUUUGUCGUUGUUCCCCUAGAGAUUGGGAACCUUGAAAUAGAGGUGAAAGCAUCAGUGAAGGAAUACUCCAUCACUGAUGGAGUAGUAAAAAGUCUGAAGGUCGUGCCAGAAGGGAUGAGAAUACUUAAGAAUAUCCAGAGUAUCAUCCUGAAUCCUCAACGCUCAGAGGUUCCCGGCGUCCAGGAAUUAAUAGUGGAUCCUGUGCCACCAAAGGAUGUUGUACCCAACACAGAAGCGGAGACCUAUGUCAGUGUAAAAGGAAGCCUUCUGGGGGAAACACUGGACAAUUCCAUUGAUGGUGCCAACUUGAAACAUUUGAUCACUGUGCCGUCUGGCUGUGGAGAGCAAGUCAUGAUGAGCAUGACUCCAACUGUGAUUGCCACCCAUUUCCUGGACACCACAAACCAGUGGGAUAGAAUUGGAGUAGAACGUAGAUUGGAGGCCAUUAACAACAUCAAGCUAGGAUAUGUACAACAGAUGGUGUUCCGUAAACCUGAUAACUCAUACUCAGCAUUUACUAACCGGCCAGCCAGUACCUGGCUCACGGCCUAUGUGGUGAAGGUCUUCUCCAUGGCCUACAAGCUGAUUUACGUAGAAAAAGAUGUGCUGUGUGGUGCCGUCAGUUGGCUUAUUUCUGAUGAGAAACAACUACCAAAUGGAGUCUUUAAAGAGGAUGCCCCAGUCAUACAUGGGGAGAUGGUGGGUGGAGCAGGAAAUACAGAACCUGAUGCCUCGCUGACAGCAUUUGUCUUAAUUGCUCUAGUUGAGUCAGAGAGUCACUGCAAAGAUAACGUUCCGAAUCUCAAGGCCAGUCUGGAUAAAAGUGCCGCUUACUUGGAGGAACGGUUAAAAACCUUGAGUAAACCAUACUCCAUCUGUAUCACAUCCUAUGCUCUGUCCUUGGUGGGGAAACUUCCAAAUUCCAAUAGACUGAUGUCCACCUCAACAGAUGGCACCCACUGGGCGGCUUACUCCUCUGAUCUCUACAUGAUUGAAGCCACCUCCUAUGCAUUGCUUGCACUUCUCAAGAUCAACCGCUUUGAUCUGGCUGAGCCUGUGUCUAGAUUUUUGGCGGAGCAGAGAUUCUAUGGAGGAGGCUAUGGCUCCACUCAGGCAACGAUUAUGGUGUUUCAGGCCUUGUCGGAGUUCCAGAGACUGGUGCCGGAAAUUAAUAGCAUCGACAUGGACGUGACUCUAACACUGCCAGGGAGAUUGAAUCCUUUUACCUGGAAGAUCAACACAUACAAUGCCAUGGUCCAACGCAGUGAGAGGACUGUGAUGAAAGAUAAAAUUAAGGUGACUGCUGUAGGAAAGGGACAAGGAACCCUAACAAUUAUGUCUGCAUAUUAUGCACCAUUGGAUGAAGGCGCUGUACCCUGCAAGAAUUUUGAUUUUAACGUCACCAUUAAAGACGCACCAAAAGCUAAGCCUCCAAUUGGAGCCCUGAAAACCAUGUUCAUAAACAUCUGUAUGAAAUUCCUUGGAGCUACAGACUCUACAAUGACCAUUGUGGACCUCACUCUUCUUACAGGGUUUACAGUAGACACAGAUGAUCUCAAUAAGCUGAUGAAUAGGGUCGACAGAUAUAUCUCAAAGUAUGAAAUGGACACGACGCGUUCUGAACGAGGCUCCCUGAUUAUCUACCUGGACAAGGUCUCCAGAUUAGAGAGCGAAUGUCUAAAAUUCAAGAUCCACCAGAAUUUUGAGGUUGGAAUUUUGCAGCCAUCAAUGGUUACCAUAUAUGAAUAUUAUGCUUUAGAAAACCGAUGUACAAAGUUUUAUCACCCGACGGAAGAGCUGGGAGAGAUAAAGAGGAUCUGCAGUGGAGCUGAAUGUCACUGUAUUUCAGACAGGUGCAACCUAAGGACUGCAUACAAAGGACCGUUGGAUUCUGUCAGUCGUCUGACGGCGGCAUGCAACCAUGGCGUGGAUUAUGUAUAUGAGACCAAAGUGGACAGCAUUGACAAGAGUGGGGCAUAUGACACUUACACAAUGACUAUCACACGAGUCAUUAAAGUGGGAACUGAUGAUGUUGUAGACGGCGAAAAACGCCAGUUUUUUAGCCACCAGGGCUGCAGAGAUUCUGUCAGAGCCUACGUGGGUCGCACGUACAUCAUCUGGGGCCGCAGUGAGGACAUAUGGGAACUGAAAGGACAAAAGUCCUACGUGAUCAACGGUGGGACAUGGUUUGAGUUGGUCCCCACGAAGCGGGAAUGCAUCACCACCAAGCGGUCCGAGUGUGAGCAAAUCAGCACGUUUAUUGAUGAAUUGAGGCUGCGUGGCUGCAGUACAUAAGAACUGGCUGGGUUAUGUGAAUACACCGGAUGCCUUCCACAGUAUUGUUCAUCCAUUGCAUGAGUAACUUCUGUAAGCCUGUUACCCUUUUGUGUCAAACUACAACUCUACACCUGUCCUAAAAAAGAAGUUAGAAGGAACCCAGACCCCAUCAAAGCCGCACUCUCGCCUAUAAUGUUCUCCUCUGGUGCCAGAAGUGGUAAACUGACCUAGAACAGGACUGUAACUAUGUGCAUUGUAUAUUUCCAUUAUUCACUGUCAUAUAUGAUUGGUGCAGAAAUAAGUAGGCAGCCAACAGAGGAAGACGCUCUUCCAGGAACCCGUGUUUCUGUAGCUCAUGGGCCACAAUGCUGUAAGACUGCAUAGCUGUUCCGAUUACGACUAUUAUUCCAGUUUUGUGUUAAUGAAGUAUUAAACUAAACACACACACACACUUUGCACCAUAGUAGAACAGUGUUCGAGGAGUGGGACAUAGGAAUUCAAAUGAUGAGAGGGUCCACCUUCAUUAAUGACAACCUUCUUAUUAAAGUCUUCAUAUAAAAAUCUCAUCAAUGCUGAAUGGCAACAACACAAUGCAAGUUUAGAGCAUCUCUAAAUCCAUAUUUCCCACCAUCUAAUGAGUGUGAUAACGGUUUAUGGGGGUUGUAGCACCACCUACUGGUCACAAGUCAGCAUUUCUCUGUUUAUUGUUUUCCUUUACCUUUUGAGACCGAUUAACUAUAACUGAGGUAUGUUACUCUCUACUCAGUAUUUACAUAACCACAUGGAGCGCACAGGCACAAAAAAUAUGAGCGAUCAUAUUGCAAUUAAUAUUUAAGAUGUUCCUCUAUAUUAUCUUUUAUUUUCUUCAAAAUAAAUAACAUUAAAACAUU